Molecule: messenger RNA, 1154 nt
Organism: Vicia villosa (hairy vetch)
Lineage: Eukaryota; Viridiplantae; Streptophyta; Magnoliopsida; Fabales; Fabaceae
Product: expansin-like B1
Exons: 4
Coding region: 232-990 (252 amino acids)
Cellular component (GO): extracellular region
Source: RefSeq, a predicted model, not a curated record
CCAACCCUUUGAUUUUGACCCAAAAGUUGAAGAAAUUAAAACGGUGGUUUCAUCACCACUGGUAUGCGUUAAUCUAUACCAAAGGUUUGGUGGUGCUAUAAAUAAUUAUGUCUCUCGUAACUUUGUUUUUCAUCUCAUAAUUCUCUUGUUAAUUGCUUAUAUAUACCUUCAAAGUUUAUUGCAUUUGUUAUAACUACUUGUGUUCAUUGGUUCAUUAUAUAUUUAAGACAAAUGGAGCUUGGUUUUAAGUAUCAAAUUAGUCUUGUUUGUGUUAUACUGUUAUUUUCAGUACUAUGUAACUGCGAAGAAUAUUAUGCCAAAUCAAGAGCAUCCUAUUAUGCCACCUCUGACGGCUAUGGAAAUUCAAGGGGAGCUUGUGGUUUCGGAGACUAUGGAAAGAUAGUGAAUGAUGGUAGUGUCGCAGCUGUUUCUGCCAAGUUGUGGAAAAAUGGUGGAGGAUGUGGUGCAUGUUAUCAAGUGAGGUGCAAAAUACCACAAUACUGUGAUGAUAAUGGAGCAUAUGUGGUGGUAACUGACUAUGGUGAGGGAGAUAGGACUGAUUUCAUAUUGAGUCCACGUGCCUUCUCAAGAUUGGGGCGCAAUGCAGUUACAUCUGAAAAAUUAAAGAAAUAUGGAGUGUUGGAUGUUGAAUACAAAAGGGUUCCUUGUACAUUUAAAGGCAACAAUAUUGUAUACCAAAUCAAUGAAAAUAGUAGAAACCCUGGCUAUUUCUCUAUCAAUAUUCUUUAUGUUGGAGGAACAUACGAUGUCACGGCUGUUGAAAUGUGGCAGAAACAACAACACCGAUGGGAAGCCAUGCGUAGAUCUUAUGGCGCUGUUUUUGACUUUGCUAAUCCACCUGAAGGUGAAAUCCGAUUGAAAUUUCUAGUGAGUAGCAAUGUUGGGUCCAAUUGGGUGGUGUCACCGUUCACAAUAUCCGCGGGUUGGAAGGCCGGUUCUACUUAUUCCACCAAGAUUCACCCUUAUUAAUUAUCUGUUGUACAUAAAAACAAUUUAAAAAGUCCCAUAAAUUGUUUGUUUGUUGUUGCUGUUUUCCAAAGUAGGGACUAAAAUAAUGGAUUUGUGUAACUUGUUAACUCCAUGUCAUACUAAAUAAUAUUGGAGUAUCUAUAUCAAUAAAAUAAAAUAAAUGU